AUGUCUGUUCCAUUGACUUUAAGUACACCUAUUUUAUAUAUUGUUUCAAACUUAGGUUCAAAGUGUUAUUCGAAUGUCGACAGAAACUAUUAUGACCAAAAGAUACUUAUGCGUAUAAACAAUACUUUCUCUGCUGGUUUGCCUAUUGUUCAUUCGAAUGCAGAGUUUUCAGCUUUAGUAAACUCAAACACUUUAGCAAACAUAAACUUAACCUUAGUUGACGCAAACUUUGUUCCUGUAAAACUUUUAUGUCCUAUGUAUUUGUCAAUGACGGCAGAAAGUUUCGAAUUGGAAGAUGCAACUGGUGAAAGUAUUGUAUUACAAGAACAACUUCAACAACAAAUAGCUCAAGAACAACAAAUGCAACAAAUGGAACAAAUGCAACAACAAAUAGCUCAAGAAUAA
Trichomonas vaginalis G3 is the source of this 405-nucleotide messenger RNA. RefSeq lists its product as uncharacterized. The transcript has a single exon. The record is from RefSeq and is a predicted model, not a curated record. The coding region runs from base 1 to 405 and encodes 134 amino acids. Lineage: Eukaryota; Parabasalia; Trichomonadida; Trichomonadidae.